Messenger RNA from Closterium sp. Naga37s-1, 837 nucleotides. NCBI's taxonomy places the organism in Eukaryota, Viridiplantae, Streptophyta, Zygnematophyceae, Desmidiales, Closteriaceae. The record is from the annotation of a GenBank genome assembly.
AUGGGGAAAACAGGAGAGGGUCAGAGGGAGAGAGGGAGAGAAGGGGAGAAGGGGAGAAGAGGGGAGGGGGAGAAGGGGGAGGGGGAGAAGAGGGGAGGGGGAGAAGGGGGAGGGGGAGAAGGGUGUAGGGGGAGAAGAGGGGAGGGGGAGAAGGGGGGAGGGGCGAAGGGGGAGAUGGGGAGGGAGCAGGGAAAAGGUGAAGAGGGGGAAAGGGGUGAAGAAGUUGGGUACGAGCACAGGGAGUGGGGAAUAGCCAGGAGCCCAGUAGAAGGACUCAGGAAGGGACAGGGAGGGACAAGGAGGGACAAGGAGGGACAAGGAGGGACAGGGAGGGACAAGGAGGGACAGGGAGGGACAGGGAGGGACGGGGAGGGACAGGGAGGGACGGGGAGGGACCCACAUGGGGUGACUAGCCCUUCCCUUGUGCAGCCCUUCCCUUCCCUUCGCCCUCCUGGUGAAGGGAGAAUGACGGGGAUUCAGGAAGGGAGAAUGACGGGGAUUCAGGAAGGGAGAAUGACGGGGAUUCAUGAAGGGAGAAUGACAGGAAGGGAGAAUGAUGGGGAUUUAGAAAGGGAUAAUGAACCCCACCAACGGAGGCCUUACCAGCAGCAGCCACACCACCCCACUGCUGUGCUACAGCCGCGCAUCCAGAGCACUCCACCCCACCCCACCAAGCAUGCUGCAGCUGCGCGUCCAGCCGCGCCAGCAGUCUGUGGCGAGCCUGUGCUGCUGCUGCACGCUGCCGUGUGGUGGGCUGCAGGCGGAGAGGAGGGGACGGGAGAGGGGUCGAUGUGGGGAGGCAAUGCAUGCGUGAUGGUGGAUUGGGGAAAGAGGUGA